AUGUUGAAACAUGCAAUAUACACUAACAUUGCAACUUGCCAGGAGCUGAAUCGGGAACUGUCUCCACGCCACCCUGCAAUCGAAACCGAGUCUCCAUGGAGAGAGCAGCUUCUUUCUGAUAUGAAAUAUGGACCGGAAACGAAGAAGCUGCUUGCCUUUUUGCUAAGGCAUGAUGUCCGAGUAGCGUCCUUAUCGCCUUGGCAGCCAAGCACCACAUUGACGACACUAUCAGUGGGAAACAUGGAUGAAGUCUCGAACUGUACCGGUACACUGCAAAAGACGGCGCCAGCGAACGAGAACCGAGAAGAUCAAAAGUAUGGGUAUCGUCUCCCUUCGUGCACAAACGGUAACCUCAACUUUGCAUUGCAUGAACCAAAGCUGGAAUGGCUCGGGGUGGGUGUUCAUCAUUUGGAUGGGCACGACGCAGUCAUUGGUUCGCUCGAAUGGAAGAUCAAUGGAGUUGCGGUGGACAUCUUUAAGCAUCAGUUUGGGGAGAUGAAGCAUGCUCAAGAUUGGACCCGCCUUCCCAAAACCUUCCCUUCUCGUCCGGAGACAUAUCAGGUAUCUUUCUGCAAUACUGAAAAGUCGGACGACCUUGUUCUUCGCAAAUUGGUUGGGGUCAUGAUGCCCCACAUGACGGCCAGGGAAAAGGAGCUCGUUGAAGUGAUGUCCUUAUAG
Molecule: messenger RNA, 678 nt
Organism: Seminavis robusta
Lineage: Eukaryota; Bacillariophyta; Bacillariophyceae; Naviculales; Naviculaceae
Source: the annotation of a GenBank genome assembly